Messenger RNA from Durio zibethinus, 1532 nucleotides. Its product is annotated as small ribosomal subunit protein uS15-like. NCBI's taxonomy places the organism in Eukaryota, Viridiplantae, Streptophyta, Magnoliopsida, Malvales, Malvaceae. Gene Ontology annotation, biological process: translation. The record is from RefSeq and is a predicted model, not a curated record. Gene Ontology annotation, molecular function: small ribosomal subunit rRNA binding; structural constituent of ribosome. Gene Ontology annotation, cellular component: cytosolic small ribosomal subunit; ribosome; nucleolus.
UGAAUAUAAAAGGAGGCUAGGGUUGGCGCUUGCUCAUCGUCGCCGACUGCAUACUGACAAACCUUAGCAGGAAAGAGAGAAGUCUCACCACCACCGUCGUCACCAUGGGUCGUAUGCACAGUCGCGGUAAGGGUAUUUCUGCUUCAGCUCUGCCUUAUAAGAGAACCCCACCAAGCUGGCUCAAGAUCUCUUCUCAAGAUGUUGAGGAUAACAUUUGCAAGUUUGCAAAGAAGGGCUUGACCCCAUCUCAGAUUGGUGUCAUUCUUCGUGAUUCUCAUGGCAUUGCCCAGGUUAAGAGCGUUACUGGAAGCAAGAUCUUGCGUAUCCUUAAGGCCCACGGUCUUGCCCCUGAAAUUCCUGAGGAUUUGUACCACCUCAUCAAGAAGGCUGUUGCCAUCCGCAAGCAUUUGGAGAGAAACAGGAAGGAUAAGGAUUCCAAGUUCAGGUUGAUCCUUGUUGAGAGUAGGAUUCACAGGCUCGCUCGCUAUUACAAAAAAACAAAGAAGCUUCCUCCUGUCUGGAAAUAUGAAUCUACAACUGCCAGCACUCUUGUUGCUUAAGUUGGGCAUGUGGGUUAGUGCAAUUUUGGGGUAUCCUGAUUCAAUGUGGAUGCUCUGAGUUAGCUAGGUCGUGUUUUCAUGUUCUAUUGAGAUUUGUCCUGAUUUAAGACUUUAUUCAUAGCUGUUAAAAUUUUGUUAUGUCUGAAAAGAGAGUCAAGAAUUUGUUUUCCUUCUGAUUCUACUCCAUUUUCUUUUGUCCUCUGGUAUUUAUUUAACAUUUGAAGCAAGGAAUCCUUUGAUUUUGAAAUCUAAGCUGCAUCUAUUUCCUACAUUAUUGUAAAUGGGGAUUGCUGAAAUGAGUUUAGCCUUCCCCUCUGGCCUUUAGGAAGGAGUUAGUGUUUUUUAGUUUUGACCAUUAAGCUGGUUAUGGUGUGUGAAUAGGCAUUUUGUGUUCAACAAUAGUCGCUAUUAACAGCAUUAACAUGGACUUUUUAACUUACUGUUUAAAGUUUGAAUUCUUUUGGUGAUGGCUAGUUGCUAGGUUCGGAAUUGCAACUGUGUAAAAUGAUGAUAGAAUGCUUUGAAGUAUCAACUUUUGAAAGAAUGGCUGGUCAUAUUAUUUUGGUUUAAAAACAAAUUCUAUCUUGCGAUAGGUGCUGCUAUACAAAUUAGUCUGAUUUUAUGUUGUAUUGUUAUUUCUUUCGGUUGCAACGUGUUGAAGUGAAAAAUGAUAGAAUUCAGGAUUGGUAUGUUGUUGAUUGUAUAAUUAUUUGUUGGCAAGGAAUCUUAAUUUUUAUUUUUUGAAGCAAGAUUAGACAAUAUUAAAAUCCAUCCUAGAAAAGUAAUUAUUACCAGAAUGAACCCUUUAACUCAGCACAACAAAAUAUUUGGGCAUAAUGAAGUCAAUUUUCUUUCAUUCUCCAAAUAGGGGGAAGUAAUUAAGGGGAGGCAGGAAGGGUAUCUUGUACAGCAUUAGGCAAAAACCACUGAAAAUGAAGAGAAGAUUCGGCAAUAUGAAAAAAAAAAAAAAAA